Aspergillus fumigatus Af293 is the source of this 1803-nucleotide messenger RNA. Its product is annotated as putative triacylglycerol lipase (LipA). The record is from RefSeq and is a predicted model, not a curated record. NCBI's taxonomy places the organism in Eukaryota, Fungi, Ascomycota, Eurotiomycetes, Eurotiales, Aspergillaceae.
AUGGCGCGUCGAAUCUCCUCUCUCGCCUGGCUGUCUCUCUUACUAGGUGCACUGAGCCGUGCCCUGCCCAGCUCGCAGACCCAAGGCGCCAUUGCAGACUAUCCCACAGCCACCCUGCGUACAAGCUAUCAAUCCGGCUCAAAAACCGUCUUCGUAGGCCGCUCCCUACCAGAGUUCGACCAGGAACUGUUCCUGGGCAUCAAGUAUGCAGACCAGCCAAUUCGAUUUACGCCGUCGAGCCUGAAGACAUCCUAUGCUGCCAACGACAGUAACUCUGGCCCUUAUGAUGCCUCUGGGACUGGCCUGGCUUUGUCCAAGGGCACGGUGCUGUACAAUGCCACGCAAUACGGGCACGAAUGUCCCGGCUACGGAUCGGACGAGACGAAGCUGGUCGACAUGGGGCUGAUCACCUUGCAUGAAGAUUGCCUGAAUCUCAAUAUCAUUCGCCCGACGCGGAAAUCGGACAACGAGGAAUUACUUCCGGUGAUGAUAUGGAUCUUUGGAGGUGGAUGGCAGCAGGGGGCUACUGCUGAUCCGAGAUAUAACAUGAGCUAUAUUCUUCGUCAAGGAGCUUUGAAUGGCAAGCCGGUGCUUGGCGUCUCGAUCAAUUAUCGGGUUGCUGCUUUUGGAUUCCUGGACUCGGAGGAAGUGAGGGCUACUGGCAAUAACAACCUAGGUCUACGAGAUCAACGGGUCGCUAUGCGAUGGGUCAAGGAGAAUAUCAAGGCGUUUGGGGGAGAUCCUGACAAGGUCACAAUCUGGGGGGAAUCUGCAGGAGCCUACAGCGUUGGAGCUCAUUUGGUUGCCAAUGGUGGUGACAAUGAGGGUCUAUUCCGCGCCGCUAUCAUGGAAUCCGGUAACGCUGUUGGACCCCCAUGGAACGGCACGGACUGGCAUCAGCCGAUGUACGACCGCAUCGUGAACAAGGCUGGUUGCUCUACGUCCUCGGACACACUCCAGUGUCUGCGAGAAGUCCCCUACCAGUCCUUGUACGACAUAGCGUACGAGGGCCUGGAAUGGUUCGCCGCCAUCGACGGUUCAUUUAUCAAAGAGUAUCCUCAGAUUAGCUAUACUGAAGGCAGACUGGCAAAAGUACCCAUCCUCCUUGGAUCCAACACAGAUGAAGGAACCAGCUUCGGUACUACAGGGACGAACACGGACGAAGAAUGCAUUAACCAACUCAUAUGUGGGUUUUUCUGUCGGCCAAGGCAACGACUAGUACUGACGAUGACAGCCUCAAAGCGCUGGGUCCUCACCCGUGAAGAAGCCACGCGCCUUCUGACGUACUACCCCAACGACCCUGCCCUGGGAUGUCCCUAUGGCUGGGGGAACGUCACUUGGCCGAAGCUGGGACUGAUGUACAAACGGUACGAAUCGAUGGCAGGCGAUCUGACUAUGGUGGCACCAAGGCGGCUGCUUGCGCAGACCAUGGCAAAGUACACAAAACAGGUCUACUCUUAUCGAUGGGACGUGCCGGCCUUGAACACAAGUAGCACCAUCGGUGUCGGACAUUUCGCAGAGAUCCCUUUUGUCUUUGCGAAUCCUGUGCAGAACAUUACACCGCUGGGAACUGAUCCCUCCCGUCUCGAACUGGGCAACAUGGCCGCUCGGAUGUGGACGUCCUUCGUGACGGACCUUAAUCCCAAUGGGCAUGGAGUACCGCGAAUCCCGCAAUGGCCCAAGUACACACCAGGAAAGAAGGCGUCGAACUUUGUCUUUCGGUUGCCCGCAAAUGGAAGCUAUGUGGAGCGGGAUGACUACCGCUUGGAUGGGAUGGAUUACAUUAAUAAUAUUGCACGAUAG